Molecule: messenger RNA, 1560 nt
Organism: Chironomus riparius
Lineage: Eukaryota; Metazoa; Arthropoda; Insecta; Diptera; Chironomidae
Source: the annotation of a GenBank genome assembly
AGUCAACAUUAAACCACCAACUCGAAUUAGCUGCAAAGUAUGGAUUUAAAAAUUAUUUUUUUAUUUUUCAUUAAUCUUGGCAAUAUUUUUGCUCAAAGUGAAAGUUUGAGUUGCACAUACUUAAAUGUAGGAAGUACCUACACAUGUAACCUCAAACUUAUCAAUACCAGAGGACUUAACAACUUCGCAACAAUCACUGGGACUCAUUUAUCGGGCAGAAAUGACAACUAUGUUUUAAGUGUCACUAGUGUCGCUGGUUCUGUGUCUCCAAAUAUUCCAUCAAUAAUAUGUAAUAAGUUUAGAGGCCUUCAAAUGAUUUCGAUGAACAACGUUGGAAUUAAAAGUUUUUUGAUUGAUGGAUUGAGCUCAUUUACUUAUUGCAACACAACAACUACUAUUGAGAUCUGUAACAAUAAAAUUAGUGAAAUAGAUGAGAGAUCCUUCAUGUAUAACGUUGGUCUAUUAGAAUUAAAGCUUUGGAAUCUCGGGCUGACUAAUUUGCCAGAAAAAGUGUUUCAUAAUUUAAUAAACCUACAAAAAUUACAUUUACAUAAGAACAACUUUACAAGCUUACCUAAUAACUUAUUUAGGUACCUUAAGAGGCUCUUAAUUUUAAAUCUUAGUGAUAAUUUUAUUGUGACCCCAAAUUACAAAUGGUUCGACACCCUUAUAAGCUUAAAUUCCUUUUACAUUGAUAAUAAUUUGAUUGAGGACCUCCCGACUGAUGUGUUUAGCUCAUUAACAGACUUAAUUUACAUUUCAAUGUCUGGUAAUAAUUUGACAAUCUUACACUCUGAUCCAUUUGGAGUUCUACCAAAAUUAAAGACAAUCCAAGCUAUAAAUUGUCAACUUAAGGCAAUUGAUGAGAAUCUUAUCGAUAAUACUGGAACUACGCAAAUAUCACUUACAAAUAAUACUUGUGUUAAUGAAGUGAUCACUGAUUUAUCAGGUUCGAGGUACUCAAUGAGGAUUAUUUUAGCCGAUUGUUUCAGGAAUUAUGCAAAAUUUAUGGGACAAACAACAACUACAAUGAAUCCUAUUACAACUGUGCCUACAACAACAUUCUCUACAACAACAUUGCCAUCAGGAUGCGUUGGUGGAAAUGAAAGUCCAAGAAUCUGUAAACUUGAAGAUAAGAGUCAACAAUUGUCUUCGAAUUUUGAAAGCUUCAUCCAGGAAAUUGUGAAUUUAAAGAAUCAAAAUAUUGUUAUAAAUGAAACAGUUCAACAGCUACAGGAUCAAAUUACUGUGCUGACAAAUCGGCCGUGUUCGUGUGCCUGAUGUUCUUAAUUUAUAAACGCUUAUUUUGAAUACUAUCUGCGAAUAUCCUGGUUUAAUUACUUUUAUUAUUUAAUCAACUAGCAAAAACCAGUUUAAACCACCAAUAAACGGAAGUGUUUACUUCUGAUAGCCAUUAUCUCAUGUGAUAAAAAUUGUUAUUACUUUUAACCACACAUAACAAUAACAUUGCAAAAUACGGCAAAAUACAAUAAAAAUAAUUAUCAGUCACCUUGACUUUGUUAUCUUUAUGACUACUUAAGUCGCAUUUCCUCGAUUAAA